Molecule: messenger RNA, 4370 nt
Organism: Haliotis rufescens (red abalone)
Lineage: Eukaryota; Metazoa; Mollusca; Gastropoda; Lepetellida; Haliotidae
Product: organic cation transporter protein-like
Exons: 9
Coding region: 147-1670 (507 amino acids)
Biological process (GO): transmembrane transport
Cellular component (GO): membrane
Molecular function (GO): transmembrane transporter activity
Source: RefSeq, a predicted model, not a curated record
UCCAACACAAAACCUGUAGAUCUUGUUAUGAUUGCUUGAUUCAAGGCUUAUUCUGACGUUUUGAUUGCAGAUUGGAGGUUCACUGUUAACAAAACUGUAUAUUUUCUCCGUGUGUUGUAUAAAGUGUAGAUGCUACGAUAACAAGAAUGCACAUGGACGACAUCAUCGAGGCCGUCGGGGGCAUGUCCCGCUUCCAGAUCCUCAUGGUUGUCUUCAUAUUCGGUCCAAAGAUGUUGGUGGCUUGGGGGAUGUUGAUGAUGUCGUUUGCGGGGACUACCCCAGAUUGGUGGUGUGUCCCCGCAACAGCGCCAUCUGUUGAUGAGACAUAUGACAUGAACAACGUGACAUUCAAAUUUUGUCCCACCUCGGACAACAUAACCUGUCAGGUUGUGUACAGCCAGGAUAAAAACACUGUCGUCAGCGAGUGGGAUCUCAUAUGUGACCAGAAUAUUCUCAAGAACAUUAUCACGUCAGUGCAAAUGGCUGGAGUGUUUUUCGGGGCAUUGACAGGCGGACAGGCUGCUGAUGUCCUCGGUCGGAAGCGGACUUACUUCGUGUGUCUGGUCCUUCAUGGUGGGUCCAACCUGAUGGCAGCGUUCUCCGUCAACUGGCAGAUGUUUACAGCGUUGCGUUUUCUCAUCGGGAUGAUGAUUGGCUCUCUGACGGUGGUAAACUACCCGUAUUUCAUUGAGUUCGUAGGAAGAAAAUGGCGACCAAUUGCCUCAUCAUUGCCUGUCUUUGGAACAGGUGUAUGUGCAUUUGCCCUGUCCAGCUGGUUAAGGCCUGACUGGUCUCGUCAACACAUCAUAGCGGCUGCCCUUCAUCUGCCCUUCUUUGCGGGUUGGUUCUUUGUCCCAGAGAGUCUGCGCUGGUUGGCUGUAAAGGGGCGGACUGACGAGGCUGAGAAGGUCGUGGAUCAGAUGAGUCGAUACAACAAAAGACAGAAGCCCACCAACACACUGCAGCUGCUGAAACAAGUGGCAGAAGAGGAGAAGAAACUGAGGGCAUCUGGCAGCAGGUACACGUACCUUGACAUCUACAGGGGCUGGAGCAUCUGCUGGAAGUCUCUCGUCAUACAGUUCGUAUGGAUCUGUAUGUCGCUGGUGUACUUUGGGAUAUCUUUCGGUGCAGGGAGACUCGCCGGCAACCUGUACCUGAACAUCUUCCUUCUGGCAGUGGUGGAGAUCCCAGCUUGCAUUGUGACGUUCUUCAUGAACAACAAACUUGGCAGAAGAUGGACGGCUUUCAUUUUCUUUGCUGCAUCCACUGUUGGUUCCUUUGGUGUUUGCAUCGUCGCUAGAACAGUCGCCAAAGAUGACCAAGGGAUCAUCAUCAACGUCUUUGCAAUGGUGACCAAACUGAGUGUUGGGGCAGCUUGGCAUGUUAUGCAGUUGUUGUCAAGUGAGACGUACCCGACAGUCACAAGAAAUUUGGGCUAUGGUGCGGCUAAUACUGCGGCUCGCAUUGGCGGAAUACUUGCUCCAUACAUCUUUGCAACGGGAGGAGAUGGUGAUAUCGUGGUGCCUUUCGUCAUUGUUGGAUUGACCAUGGCCGCCUGUGGAGUGUUAUCCCUGAUCCUGAAGGAGACGGGGGGUAAACCCCUCGCCGACACCAUGGGGGACCAAGUAAACUCCUUUUUGGAAUGUGAGGAUGGUGGUGGCAGCAGCUGACGUGGAAAGGACGUAAUUGUAAACACACUGGCUCAUAUAAACCGGCAAAGAGUUUAUGGACAGACUUAAAGCUUGUGGACAGACUCAAUAGAAACACAUAUAUAAUUUUACUUAUCCAGUGAGAGAGAGAGUAUUUGUUGUUCAAUCUACACUCCAGCAAAAUUCAAGCUACAAGAAGGCAGUCUGUAUUUUUUCUGGACCAGACCAAUCCAGUGAUUGACUUCAUGAGCAUCGAUCCUCACAAUAAGGAUACGAUGACAUGCAUUAACCAAGUCAGCAAGACUGACCACCCGACCCCGUUAGUCGCCUCUUACCACAAGCACAGCCGCCUUUUAAGACAACCAUCGAUUAAUGAAGACCUAUUCUAAUCUUGAUAUUUAUGGGUUUCCAUAUCAAGCAAUGGCGUAGCAAAGGUUAUUGCAUAUGUUCAUCUGAUAUAAUUGGUCUUUGAUUCUUUGAACCUCGAUGACUGAAUAUGACGAAAUAAGAAAUGUAUUCCUAUUUAUUAUUCUCCCAUUACAAGGCUUACAGUGUUUUCUUUUCACAUAAGCUCACUGGCUGCCUGAGAGUGGAAAACUGUGUCGCUAUUUUAAUCAGAGACCUUAAAUCAUUCUAAUGUGUAAUGUGUAAAUUUUCAGAACAUGGUAAGUAAAAAAAACCUCAAAUGUAUAGGUGAUGAAGAAAUGACCAACAAGAGGUCCUCUUAUAACAUUUUACUAUAAACCUCAUUUCUUUACAUUAGCAAUGUCUAAUUUUAAUUUUAAUACUUAUAACAAAAAAAUCAUAUAUGAACAGGUCCCUUAAAUACAAAUAUAUUAUGAGUCUUGUUUUCAUGAAGAUAAAAAGAAGAACAUGUUAAUGUUAAAUUACCUAUUAUCAGUAAGUCAGUAACUUCUAAUCCGAUGAAAUAAGAAAAGAAUAAAGUUUGGAGGUAACUGUUGCAGUAAAACAACAAUGUAAAAUGACAAGGGUAUUAAAAUGCAAAUAUCUGUAGAACUAUUGAAAUGAUAAUUUAUUGUUUACAUAUAUCCUAUGUAUUUAUGUUUCACACACAAUAAACUAUUGUGCUUGUCAAAUUCACAUAGUUUCUAGUCAUUAACAAAUAUGGGGAAAUUAGAUAACUCAUUUAGUAACAUUUUUGGUGUCAUGAUGUUAAAUAUCAUGUUCAAAAGAAAAAAUGUCCACUGAAAGUUGUUUUUAUAAAUAAUAAAAACACAUGUGCUCACCAUGUUCAGGAACAACAAAAAAGAUGACAUGAAAUAAUCAUCAUUUUACAUAUUAAAUUAUUCACCGUAAAAUUAGUUUUAAAGAGGAAAAUUCGUUCAAAAAUAUUACAAUCCUUUGAUGGAUGUGAGAAGAAUUACCUUGCAGUAACCCCGAUCAGUCCUGCUGACAGUUCCUUGUUUUUCGUUAACAAUAGUUCACAAUAUUUAAGACAAUAUUUAAUUCUCUCCUAAUUGGGUUUAUAACAUUUGUUUCUAGCGGACAAAUAAACGAAUAACGUAUUUACAUACACUAAACAUGUGGGCCUAUUUAGUGUUGCGCAUUGAGAAUGAUAGUCACGGCGAGACAAAUGCAAAUAAAGUUAUUGGCCGAGUAAUCCAAAACCAUUAACAAAUAUCAAUUCACAUUACUCAUUCUCAAAACGUUACUCCCAUCAGCUUUUAAUAGUUUACAAAAAAAACAACCCAAAAACAUGAAUGCUAACAUGUGGCUUGCCUGUCACGGAAAACUCGUGUGGGUUGUCUUUUUACCUGUUUAUGGUGCAGUUGUCUCACUGAGCAUAUUCGAAAACGAGGCUGGAGGGACUCCCGAGUGGUUCUAAACACGGGAAAUCUUCAACUACGAGCUCGACUUUUUUAUGGCGUAUUGUUAUGGGAGAAAAAGGAUUAACCACUGUGUUCAGUUGUUACCGAAAAAUCUACACACGAGUGAUUAAUCUGUCACGAUUAGAACGAGGCUUUGCCAACAUUUCACGUGUUUAUAAACCCGUUGGGCAUUCCGGGUAAGAAUAUAGGUCUCCAACAAUCUAUUCUUAUCGAAAGAGGUGACGAAAUGGAUCGGGUAGUCAGGCACGGUGACUUGAUUUGUUUAUUGUCAUUGUAUCCCAUUUGCUAGGAGCGAUGCUCAUGAUGUCAGCCACUGGACCGGACUGUGGGGCCUGGAAAUCGAGGAGCAAAAGAAACUGAUCCCCUCAGUUUAUUUAAACGUGAAUUUGAUUCUUAAUUUAACAUAUCUUAAGUUUGCUAUGUUGUAUCCGAAACUAGAACUGUACUGUUGCUUAGUCAACACUCAAAGAAUACUUUCGCACGGUUUUAUUUUUCCACAUGAUUUAACACCUUUAUAUUUAAAAAAGAACACAGUCGCAUAAUACACAACUGCUAAUGGGUAUCUUUUUUCUUCCACAUUUGCGUUUUUUCGGCACACAUUUACAACAUUUCUCCCUGAUAUUACCGAACUAAAAAUAUAUUUUAAGCCUAUAUCAUACGCACAAAUAUGUCUCAUACACAAAUAUGAAUAGGAUCAAUUCAUGACCUUCUGGUCUUCAUGUCACAACCUCUUUGCAUAACCAGACUGUAUUGACAAAUGUGCCUGUCCAACGUGUAUUUCAUAUGUAUCACAAUAGAUUAACUUCAAAUACUCACAUGGACAAGGGGGCACGGGUGGCCCAGUCGUCUAAGGCGCCGCGAUUCGCUGUGC